AUGGGGCAGUCUCGAGAAGUUACAACAUUCCUCAGCUUACCCGCUGGAUUGCGAGGGCGAAUUUAUGCCGAGGUUCUGAUAUCACUCAAGCAAGGCCCAGAGAUACUCCGCAGUUGCCGCCAGGUUGAAAAAGAAGCUCGGAAGUUCUUAUACCAAAGACCCGUCAAUUUUCCGACUCAACUUUCGAUGUACGAAUGGUUAGAUGCAACACCUGACAACCUCCUCGCACAGGUCAUCGAUAUCUCAGUGGCAGUCCAAGAUAUCGAUCUUCGAUCUAUACUACAUCCUCAUGCGUCGACGACACUAUCACCUGGCCUCCCUCGACUGCUUACGUCGGAUCUGUACGAGGCGGAAGUCAGUCGGUUCACGUUUGCAUUAAAGAGGUUGCCGCACGUUAAGACAAUUGCUAUCCAAGCAUCCUCGAACUCUCCAUCUCGCCUUUAUGACGAGUUCGUGUCUAAGAUCUUGAUAGAGUUGAGGUCGAAAUUGCCGGAUGCCAAAGUAGUACCCGUCGUAAAUCUGAAUUCGCGUAAUACAGUCGAGUAUUGA
Molecule: messenger RNA, 549 nt
Organism: Alternaria burnsii
Lineage: Eukaryota; Fungi; Ascomycota; Dothideomycetes; Pleosporales; Pleosporaceae
Exons: 1
Coding region: 1-549 (182 amino acids)
Source: RefSeq, a predicted model, not a curated record